Messenger RNA from Trichomonas vaginalis G3, 513 nucleotides. RefSeq lists its product as uncharacterized. NCBI's taxonomy places the organism in Eukaryota, Parabasalia, Trichomonadida, Trichomonadidae. The record is from RefSeq and is a predicted model, not a curated record. The transcript has a single exon. The coding region runs from base 1 to 513 and encodes 170 amino acids.
AUGGAACGCAAAUCAGCCCAGAGGCUUGGAAUGAAGCAGAAAAAAUUAACCAAGAAACAGAAAGAAGGAAUUAUCGAUAUGAAGCGUCAAGGAUAUUCAACCAAGUUUGUUGCAGCCUUUUUUGAUUGCAGUACACGUCGUGUGAUGGAUAUUUUUCGCCACUCAAAUAGAAUAAGACCUGAUGAAUCAGAUGCUGAUCUUAUUUUCGGAUUAUUAAAGCAGGGAUUCAGUAUACGUGACAUAAAGAGCCGAUUUCGAAAUUAUAUUGAUUACGAGAUUAGACAUGUCAUAGAACGUCAAGUCAAGAGAUUGUUGGCUGCCGGUUAUGAAGUUGGUAAAGGAGAAAUCUUUGAUAUUGAACCUGAAAUCAAAAUUGAGACCUCAGAGAAUGAAGACAAGUAUUUAAAUCUCGAUUUUUCUGCUGAUUCAUUGGAAUACCAGGAAAAUAUUCCUAAUUCUUCAAUUACAAUUUUUGAUGGCGAAAAUACAGAAUUUGAGCCGUAUCUUUAUUGA